Messenger RNA from Encephalitozoon romaleae SJ-2008, 633 nucleotides. Its product is annotated as MADS domain-containing protein. Bases 1 to 633 code for a protein of 210 amino acids. Lineage: Eukaryota; Fungi; Microsporidia; Unikaryonidae. Gene Ontology annotation, molecular function: protein dimerization activity; RNA polymerase II cis-regulatory region sequence-specific DNA binding; DNA-binding transcription factor activity, RNA polymerase II-specific. The record is from RefSeq and is a predicted model, not a curated record. Gene Ontology annotation, biological process: positive regulation of transcription by RNA polymerase II. The transcript has a single exon.
AUGGACGAGAACAGAAAAUAUGGAAAGAAAGAAGAGCAGAGCAACCCCCAGAUUCGAGGAGAAGCAGAGUAUAAUAUUCCCUCAUAUGGAAUUAAUGAGAAUAUACCGGAGGGGUUUUCAUAUCCGCAUUGGAUACCCCAGAACAUGAAUUAUACAUUUGACCAGCAAUACAACUAUUACAAUCACUCUAUGCCUCAGUUUCAUAAUGGUGGAAUGAUGCCACAGGGAUUUGUGCAGGAACAAAUGCAUCCGAUUAUGUUUGAAAAGCCGCGAGGAAAGAGUCAUGGAAAGAAAAAGAUAAAACUUGAAUAUAUAUCUGGAAAGAAUAAAAGAAGUGUUUGCUUUAGUAAAAGAAAGAGGGGAAUAAUGAAGAAGGCAUAUGAGCUGAAUGUUCUUACUGGGACUGAGAUUCUUUUACUUGUUGCCAGCGAAAGUGGGCAUGUAUUCACUUUUGCAACAGAAAAGCUAAAGCCCAUUAUAACAGAACACGAGGACAUUAUACAGAAUUGUCUGAAUAGACCUGAAGGAACACCUUAUAAACCUAAUUUCUCUAAAGGGAGUGAAAGACAGAAUUCUGAAAACAAAGGAUAUGGAAAAGCAGAACCAUUGGACAAAUCUAGAGAAGGUUAUUGA